Patiria miniata (bat star) is the source of this 1822-nucleotide messenger RNA. RefSeq lists its product as uncharacterized. NCBI's taxonomy places the organism in Eukaryota, Metazoa, Echinodermata, Asteroidea, Valvatida, Asterinidae. The transcript has 3 exons. Bases 99 to 668 code for a protein of 189 amino acids. The record is from RefSeq and is a predicted model, not a curated record.
UGCAUGUACAAUCUAUAUAAGCCAGAACCUGGUUAAAUUUAAUCAGUUUCCGGGAAAUUUCGAUGUCUGAGAGAUAUUGUGUUGUUUGAGGAUGAUAUAUGAAUGAAAAUUUCUCUGAUAGAGCAGAACAUUUGAUUGCUAUCACAAGGAUGGAGGCACAGUUGAACUUCCGCCGCAUCAUCAGUGGAAGUUAUUAUCUUUGUUUGAUGGCUGCUUUGAGCGUGCUGGUGGCGGAUAACCACACGGAGGCCUUGCCAGCGGGCGCAAGGCGAGCAGCAUGCCGUGGCCUACCGGCAGGCCUGCAGUCAGAUACCGCUGACGAAGUCGUUGGAGUUACCGCCGAAGGACAGAUUCAUACGCAGCGUUUUGAGCUUAAUAGCUACACGCCAGGACAACAUGUUAUUGUUUCCGUUCUGGAAGAUUCUCCGGACAAAGAUGCACACAGCCGCCCAUGGGUCAGGCAGUACGCCCUCCAGACUAUCGGCGGUGUAACUGGUCAAACGUUCGGUCGAUUCAAAGCGUUGACAGAUGCCACAAAGCUCCACCACUGCGGAACAUUGACCAUACUCCGUGACGAGAAUCAAGGAAACAACGGCGUUGCGUUUGCAUGGCUUCCGCCGCACGAGGGCGAUGUUCAACCCGUCACUAUAAUUGUGGCCAAGGUGUAAUUGCGUUAGACAUGUCUGCCUAUCAGAGAGAAAUACAAGGUACCAAAUCUACGGAUUGUUUGUGUCGUAUUCAGUGAGACAACAUAAUAUGGCUGUAAAUAACUUUACAAAAUAUUUGUAUUUGGAAAAACACAGUUAUUUAUUUUUUGGAAUGGUAACGUUGCUCUCCAUCACAAAAAAAGGAAAAUAGUGCAGUAUUACAUUAAUUUCAGGUUUACUUUUUUUAUAAGUUUAGGUCGAGUCUUCUCAGCUAAUGAACUCAUUGAUUUUUUGUGAAAUAAACUUUUUGUAGAUGUAUUGUGUUUUUACCGCCACUUUGGUGAAAAGUAACCACUUUGAUAAUCUUCCCAACUGUUAACCUUAAAUGCAUCUCCUUCCGGUUUAUAAUAACGUGACUGAUUUUAUACUUGAAUAACGUGUUAUGUUAUACAUAUUACAGUUUUUCAUUCAUUGUAAUUUUACUGCAGUUGUUACUGUUAGCUUUUCAACAAGUCCGCAGCGGAUCGACUAUACCGUCUAGAAAGUGAAUAACAUUGAUGGUUCACAUGCACACGCAGCAUUCACUGUUUGCAUGAUCUGAGUGUACCAGCGUUAACGAGGCAACAAUGACACCUUAUGGUCACACUCAACUCAAUAUUUUUCUGCAACCAAGUAUAGUCACUAACCUAGAUAAAUUUCAAAAAUAAAAGACCUAAAGCACUGGGACACAAAAUCGCUUCAACUUCCCCAAUCACGCGAUAUCUUUCACACAUGCACACAUGUCUAUUAUUAACUCAAAGAACCUGCUUUUAAAUUCUGUAAAAAAAAAAAAACAUUAUUAAGAGCAGGUAUAAGUCACACAAAAUAGACACAAAUAUCAUAAAUCGCAACAAGAAUUUCUCGUCUGCUGCCGAGCUCCUCAUCAGCCGGUCUGUUUGUUUGUUUGUUUAUUUUUGGUAUCCUGUUCCUGCUAGCCUUGUGUCUGUACAAAUAAUGAAGAAUAAAAAGAACUAGAUCUGUAAACUUUUCUCCAUAGCACAAUAUUAUGUACUUCUUAUCUUUGAAAUAACGAAAUGAUGAACAGUAGACGGUUAUAAAUAAUUCUAUAUUUUGGUUUCUGCUUGUAAGACUGUUAAUACGUGUUGGCAGUAUUUUAAAAUAAAGGUUGACGGUUA